Messenger RNA from Peromyscus leucopus (white-footed mouse), 3861 nucleotides. It is a transcript of the gene Rpgr, whose product is annotated as retinitis pigmentosa GTPase regulator. Gene Ontology annotation, cellular component: photoreceptor outer segment. Lineage: Eukaryota; Metazoa; Chordata; Mammalia; Rodentia; Cricetidae. The transcript is spliced from 19 exons. Bases 215 to 3406 code for a protein of 1063 amino acids. Gene Ontology annotation, molecular function: ubiquitin protein ligase activity. The record is from RefSeq and is a predicted model, not a curated record. Gene Ontology annotation, biological process: protein ubiquitination; visual perception; ubiquitin-dependent protein catabolic process.
UCACAGAGUGCGGCGUGGCCGCUCUUCCAAUCACAACCACUAGAGGGCGCGAGGCCACCCACCGCUUCGACCACGGCAUCUGCGCUUGCGCCGCACUGACACUACUUCCGCUUCCCUCCUACCAAUUGCCUUUCGCUCCGCCCCGCGUCUCAACGCCCCGCCUUCGUUGCCCCUAGAGUCUGUUUGUUGACUUCCGGGAGCGCAGUAGUGGUCGAUGCCAAGAGGGUCGCGAUGGGGGCCCCGGGGGCUAGGGCAGUACCUUAGGCCCAGUCGAGUCGCUCCUGCUGUCUUUCCGAAGCAGGCACAGAUUCCCUUUACAGUUUUCGGCAUGGCGGAGGCUGAAUCACUGGUGCCGGAUACGGGUGCUGUGUUUACAUUUGGAAAAACUAAAUUUGCUGAAAAUAUUCCUAGCAAAUUCUGGUUUAAAAAUGACAUACCAGUAUGUCUUUCAUGUGGUGAUGAACAUACUGCGAUUGUGACAGGAAAUAAUAAACUUUACAUGUUUGGCAGUAACAACUGGGGCCAGUUAGGAUUAGGAUCAAAGUCCACUGUCAACAAACCAACAUGUAUCAAAGCUCUUAAGCCUGAGAAAGUGAAGCUUGCUGCGUGUGGGAGGAACCACACCCUAGUUUCAACAGAUAAAGGCGGUGUAUAUGCCGCUGGAGGAAAUAAUGAAGGCCAGUUGGGACUUGGUGACACUGAUGACAGAGACACUUUUCAUCAAAUUGGCUUCUUUACACCUAAAGAGAUCAUUAAACAGCUCUCUGCUGGUGCUAAUACAUCAGCUGCAUUAACUGAAGAUGGAAAACUUUUUAUGUGGGGGGACAAUUCUGAAGGGCAGAUUGGUUUAAAAAAUAAAAGUAAUGUGUGUAUCCCUCAUGAAGUGACCGUUGGGAAGCCGAUCUCCUGGAUCUCUUGUGGCUAUUACCAUUCAGCUUUUGUAACAACGGACGGGGAACUGUACACAUUUGGAGAGCCGGAGAAUGGAAAGUUGGGCCUUCCCAACCAGCUGCUGAUCAAUCACAGAUCCCCACAGCGUGUGCUGGGGAUUCCUGAGAAGGUGGUUCAGGUAGCCUGUGGUGGAGGGCACACUGUGGUUCUCACAGAGACAGUUGUGUAUGCCUUUGGGUUGGGACAAUUUGGACAACUGGGCCUUGGCACUUUUCUUUUUGAAACAUCAGAACCCAAAAUCAUUGAGCGUAUUAAGGAUCAGAAAAUAAAUUACAUUUCCUGCGGAGAAAAUCAUACGGCUUUGAUGACGGAUAUCGGCCUCAUGUAUACUUUUGGAGAUGGCCGACAUGGAAAAUUAGGACUUGGAAUGGAGAAUUUUACCAAUCAGUUCUUUCCUACUUUGUGCUCUAAUUUUUUGAGAUUUACGGUUCAAUUGAUUGCCUGUGGUGGGUGUCAUAUGCUAGUUUUUGCCACCCCACGACUUGGUGCAAUAGAUGAAUCUGAGUUUGAAGAAGUAUAUGAGCCUUACCUAAGUACAUGUUCUUUGCCCAUCAGUGACCUCUCCCCAGGAACUCCAUUGAAUAGAUCUUUAUCAGCGCGCCUGCGGCGAAGAGAGCGGGAGCGACCACCAGGUUCUGUUGCCGUGAUGGGAACACUGCCUCCGUUAGAGGGGACUUCUACCUCCACAUCAGCUCCUUAUUUUCCCCCCACUUCAAUCCCUUUCCGUUUGUCUAUGAACGACUACCCAGAGAAGAGCCCUGCUGAGUCUGUGGGGCCACUGGACUCAGAUUAUUUUGAAGAUAAAAUGAACAAAGAGACAGAGACAGAAAAUUCUUCAGCAGUGGAUUCAGAAAACCUUGGUGAAACUACUGAUGUCUUAAAUAUGACACAUGUGAUGAACCUGAGUUCCAAUGAGAAGUCAUUAGAAUUUUCACCAAUUCAAAAACAACAGAAUCAAGACAUGGUUGAGAAAGUGAUGGAAAGUACACCUUGUACUGAAAAUGAUGAUAGUUAUGAAUAUGAAGAGAUGUCCAAAGUAAAAGAAGGGACAGUAUACAAACAAUAUUUAGCAAAAGGGAUCUUCAUGAUACGACCCCCCGAGAUUAUGGGAGCAUUUUCAGAAGAGGAAGUAGGUAAUGACCUAGACCAGGCGGGGUCUCAGGUCAGCGCUGAUGAGAAGGGUUUACAAACAGAGGCUCUAGAACAGGAAAGUAUGGAAGACAUAGCCCCCGAGAAGAAAAGUGAGGUGGUGGACAUGGCAAGUGUGAAAGAUAGUAGUGAAGGGGACGAGAACACCAAAUCAGAUGCCCUUUUUGAUGACUUCCAAGACAAAGACAUGACCCCCGAGAGCGAAGAGAAUAAAGAUACUGCUCAGGAGAGGAAGAGCGAUGAGCAGAAUUUGAUCUUCGACAGUGAAACAGAAGCGCUAGAAGAACCAGACAGUUACAUGGAGUAUGAAAGGCAGAGUCAGUCAGACAGAGCUGAGGAGGUGGAGCAGGCCAAUGCAGUGGAACCUGGUAGUGACGAGAAAGAUGAUGAUGAGGUGGAGACGGAGCCCUGCCUCUGGUACAGCAGGAAGUGUGCCGAGCAAGACAGCGACAGUGAGCCCAAGGCAGCCAGGCUCGCUGCCAAAUAUGAUAUUCAGCAUGACCACUUGUCAGGGAUCCCAGAGGAGCAGGAAGGCCCAGAGGACCCAGAGAGAAGUGCAGUAGGGGAGCAAGUGGUUCAGGUGCAAGAGGAAAAUGUGCAAUUGGAAGUAGAGAGAAAGGAGGAGGAGGAAGCAGAAAGCCUGUCAGAUGCCAGUACAGAGAAAGAGAAUCAGCAACUUUCAGAACCUGUGAAACCAGAACCAGAAGACAUGGAUAAGCAAAUUAGUGCCCCAAAUGUAGAAGACAUUGGAGAAGAAGAAAGGAAGGAAGAAGUGAAGGAAACUGGAGAAGAAGAGAGUUUACCCGAAGAUGACCUUCCUGGAACAGAAGGCACAGAAACCAUUGAUGUUAUCGAUGACAACCCAGAAGAAAUCACUAAAGAGGAAGACCACAUCAGCCUGCUGCAACGGACCCUUUGUGAGUACAAUGAAAAUCCAAAAGGACACAUGUAUGAUCGUAUAAAGAGCAGUUCUUCAGAAAUUCUGGGAGGUAGUGAAUCAACAAGUAAAGACAUUAAAAAGUCUAAAAAGAUGUCCUUUCUGGGAUCCUUAUUCUCCCUGAAGAAAUCCUUUGGAAGUUGUUUCCAUAGAUGUCUUUUGAUUUCCUUCUUUAAUCGGAUGUCAUUGACAGGUCAGAAAAUGAUGCAAAAUACUAAUGAUCCACUCCCAGAGAUAAAGCCAAUAGGAGACCAAAUAGCCUUACAAAGUGAUAAGAAAGAUGCCAACCAGAACCACAUGGGUCAAAAUCUUCGGGAUACUGCAACACCAAGUAUGGAGGGAAAGUCCAAAUCCUGUACAAUACUAUAAAUGUAUGUUUAUGUUUCCGUGGUCACCGAGCACAUUUGUUCUUCAUACUUGAAAAAUGUUAUGACUUCUGAAGGAAAUUUCCUGAUAACACUGUUAAAAAAGAUAAAAUUAAUGUUUGGCUUGGUUUGAACAGUAUGAACAGAUUUAAUAUUUAUUUAUACUAAUAUUAAUGAGCAGUUUCCAAAAUACUUGUACCUCCAACCCUCCUUGAAGUGUUCUGGCCUUAACUGUUCAGUGUUGCACAAAACAGUAUAUUUUUAUAUUUGAAAGCUGAAUGAAGAUAUUUCAUAGUUUUGCUAACACAGUUAUCAUCCUUUGUAAUUUCCUAAGAUGAUGUUUACGAUCUUAAAACACUGGAACAGUUUUGAAUAUAUUUACAUCAUUUAAAAACAGGCAAAAUUGUGAUGAACUUACUUUAAUAAAUUAUAACUGGUUGGUUCUGCUAUUAAAAUGGA